UAAAACGUCAUACGUUUGUUUGACAUGAGUGGCCCCAGUGCAAGCAAUUGUAAAACAAUUAGUUGUAGGAAUUUAAUAAACAUCAGGGACUACGUAUUUGCAGCAGCGCUUUAACUGUUUCAUUUUAUUUACAUAGAUUUGUAAUUAUUGCUGACAACACUGUUGUCAGUUUUGAAUAAAAUUCAAGUUAAAUGCAAUUUAUGUUCUUUUAGCCAAUUCGCCUAACAAAAUGCGUCGCAGUUUGGCUCCCAGUCAACAGAACUCAGGAAACCUGAAAUCAAGUUUUAAUUUCGUCACUCCGUUUCAAAACAAACGCAAACGCACUUGUAAACAGGAGCCAUUAUUAUCAAAAAACCAAUCGCAACUUUCGUCAUUACCUCUAAGUGAUUAUGAAAAAGCUGUAGCCAGCAUUCUAGCCAGACCAUUUAGAGUGCCCAUAGCUAACUAUGUUCCUGAAUACAACAGCGGUAAUCGCAGUUUGGGCUUACGACGCGCAACAAUACGUAAAUCGUUACAUGAUCCACUAGCUUGUAAUGCAUUGGUGCUAAGCACACCGCCUAAUUACACAGAACAUGAACGCUUAACCAUAGAUCCUCAAAAAAUUUUAGUGCAUGUAGUAGUGGAUCCCAUAUUAAGUAACAUAUUACGCCCUCAUCAACGAGAGGGAGUCCGUUUUAUGUAUGAAUGCGUCGAGGGUAAGAAAGGUUCAUUUAAUGGAUGUAUUAUGGCCGAUGAAAUGGGAUUGGGAAAAACGUUGCAGUGUGUUACUUUAGUUUGGACCCUGUUAAGACAAAGCCCGGAUUGUAGACCUACGAUUACAAAAGCUAUAAUUGUUUGCCCGUCGUCUUUAGUAAAGAACUGGGAAAAGGAAUUCCAAAAAUGGCUACAAGGACGUAUGCACUGUUUAGCCAUGGAAGGUGGCGCCAAAGAUGAUACGAUACGUUCUUUAGAACAAUUUGCUUACAACACAAAUAAUCGCGGAACUCCAGUUCUCAUAAUAAGUUAUGAAACCUUUCGUAUAUAUGCCGAAAUUCUUUGUCGUAACGAAAUUGGUUUAGUAAUUUGCGAUGAAGGUCACCGCUUAAAAAACAGCGACAAUCUUACAUAUCAAGCUUUAAUGGGAUUGAAAACUAAACGGCGCGUUCUCCUUUCUGGAACGCCUAUACAAAAUGAUCUUACCGAAUACUUCAGCUUAAUAAACUUUGUAAAUCCAUGUAUGUUGGGUACGGCUGUAGAAUUUAAACGUAAUUAUGAAAAUGUAAUAUUGAGAGGGCAAAAUUCCGAUUCCACCGACAAAGAACGCGAACGUGCGGUUGAAAAGACACAGCAAUUAAUUGCUAUAGUUAAUCAAUGCAUUAUAAGACGUACCAAUCAGAUUCUAACCAAAUACCUACCGAUGAAAUUUGAAAUGGUGAUAUGUGUAAAAUUGACGGCCGUCCAGGUGGCAUUGUACACGAAUUUUCUGAAAUCCGAAAAAAUAAAAACAAGUUUACAAGAGAAUCAAUGCAAUUCCUCCACCUUGACCGCCUUGGCCGAUAUAACAACUUUGAAGAAGUUAUGCAAUCAUCCAAAUUUGAUUUUUGAUAAAAUUGAAGCAAAAGAAAAUGGAUUUGAAAAUUCAGCGAAUGUUAUGCCCAGUAAUUACAAUACCAAAGUGUUUAAUCCAGAAUUAAGCGGUAAAUUUAUGCUAUUGGAUUUCAUGUUGGCAGCUAUAAAAGCUAAUAGUGAUGAUAAGGUGGUGUUAAUAUCGAACUAUACUCAAACAUUGGAUCUGUUUGAGCAGCUAGCAAGGAAGCGAAAAUAUCCUUACGUACGUUUGGAUGGUUCAAUGUCUAUUAAGAAACGGAGUAAAGUUGUGGAACAAUUUAAUGAUCCUAAUGUGGAAGGUUUUCUGUUUAUGUUAAGCUCGAAAGCAGGCGGUUGCGGUUUGAAUUUAAUCGGUGCUAAUCGUUUAUUUAUGUUCGAUCCGGACUGGAAUCCCGCUAACGACGAACAAGCUAUGGCUCGCGUCUGGCGAGACGGACAGAAAAAACCUUGUUUUAUCUAUCGUCUUGUGGCGACCGGUUCCAUUGAGGAGAAAAUCCUGCAGAGACAGACACACAAAAAGUCUUUAUCUAGUGCUAUAAUCGACAAUAACGAGAGCGAAGAGAAACAUUUCACCCGCGAUGAUCUUAAAGAUCUUUUCCGUUAUGAAACUGAAAUUUUAUCCGAUACACACAACAAAUUGAAAUGUAAACGGUGCUUUAAUAAUAUACAAACGCAAGUUCCUCCCACGGAUAGUGAUUGUACUUCUCAUUUGUCGCAAUGGUAUCAUUGUUCCAAUUGCAAGGGUUUGCCAGAUAGUAUUUUAUCGCAAGCUUGGCAAACUAGUAAAUGUGUAUCGUUUGUGUUUCAUCAUCGGUCCCAAGGAGAAUGUGAGAAAACUGAUGAUAAUAAGGAAAACAUUGAAAGUGAUACAAAAUCCGAAGGCCGCAAUAAUAUCAUAUAUGAUGACGAUAACGACGAAGAUUUUGCGGGUUACAAUGAUGAUUGCGACGAUCCCAAUGACAAAGAUUAUAAAUGAAUAGCAAAGUAAUCUUAGGCUUAUUAUUCCUUAUUUAUUACUUAUUUUCACUAUAAUAAUAAAUAUUUCAU
Molecule: messenger RNA, 2634 nt
Organism: Glossina fuscipes
Lineage: Eukaryota; Metazoa; Arthropoda; Insecta; Diptera; Glossinidae
Gene: okr
Product: DNA repair and recombination protein RAD54-like
Exons: 7
Coding region: 230-2563 (777 amino acids)
Biological process (GO): reciprocal meiotic recombination; double-strand break repair via synthesis-dependent strand annealing
Cellular component (GO): nucleus
Molecular function (GO): ATP-dependent chromatin remodeler activity; DNA translocase activity; ATP binding
Source: RefSeq, a predicted model, not a curated record